AUUAUACAGUCUGAAACAUUCAAAGCCAAUGGAUGUUGAAGAUGGAGUGAGAGAUGCCUUCUCCUGCAUUGAAUUAAGCUACAAUCAUUUGAGAAGCAAAAGAGAUGAGUUAAUGUUCUUGAUGUGGAGUAUGUUUCCCGAAGAUCAUGAGUUCUUUGUUGAAGAUUUGAUCAGAUAUGGAGUGGGAUUAGGCAUAUGUGGCGAAGUUGAAUCAAUUGACACAGCAAGGAAUCAGUUGAGAGCUAGUAUUAACAAACUUAUAAACUCUUGUCUGCUGAUGCACUCUGACAAAAACAAAGAACACUUUUCUAAUGUGAAUAGAGCAGAUCAUGUGAAGAUGCAUGACAUGGUUCGCGACACUGCUUUGUGGAUAGCAUCUAGAUCAGAGAACAAAAAGAUUCUGGUAAAUCUUGUUAAUGAUCUAAACACCUUGGUUGAAAAUGGAGACAUCAAUGAUUAUUUUGCAGUAUCAUCAUGGAACAAGAAAAUGAACCGGAUUGCUGCUCAAGUCACUGCUACAAAGCUUGAGUUUCUAUUGCUGAGUUCUAGAAUGUCCUUGGAUAUAGCAAGUGCAUCUUUCGAAGGGCUUAAAGAGAUCAAGGUUAUGGCAAUUAUCAGUGAAGGUUAUAGGACUUUGUUAUCAUUGCCACAUUCAACUCAAUCCUUGACUAACCUGCAAACUCUAUGCUUGAGAGGAUGGGAUUUAGAUGAUAUAUCUUUCAUAUUGAACCUUACAAAGCUUGAGGUUCUUGAUUUGCGAGCUUGUCGCUUCAAACAAAUUCCGAAGGAAAUUGAGAGAUUGAAUAAAUUGAAGUUGCUGGAUUUGCAAGGUUGUGCAGUUCUAGAAAACUAUAAUUCUGAAGCAAUAGGAAAUUGUGAACAGCUUGAAGAGUUAUAUGUUUCUGGACCUUCCUUCCAGAAGGAUGAUAAAUGCAUGUUUCCUUGUCAAACUUUUCUUGAUGAUGUUAUAUCUUCGAAUUUACAGAGACAUGUAUUAGAGCUUGGACCCUUACAAACUUAUGGCCAUGGCAUCAAUGAGAAUUCUAGUGUGAGAGCUCUAAGCUUGAAAGAGUUUGAUAUAUCCAAAUUUGGUGCAUCUAAGAUGAAUCUUCUGCAAAGAGCAGAGGAAAUUUCCUUGAACCGCCUUCGCGGAGGAUGUAAGAAUGUUGCUCCAGAGUUGGUUAAAGCAGCCGGAAGCAUGAAUGAUUUGACUAAGCUCAGGCUUCGCUCUUGUUCGGAGAUAGAAUGCAUCAUAGAUACAUCUUCUUCUGGCAGUUAUUUUCAGUAAGAUGCCUUAAUGCCAGGUUUAGUCAAGUUAGAGCUGGAGGAAAUGGAAAACUUGAAAGAACUUUGCCAUGGUUCACCUAUGCAUGCUCUUGGCUUCUUUGAGAAAUUAGA
This is a messenger RNA of Arachis ipaensis, 1398 nucleotides long. RefSeq names its product disease resistance protein At4g27190-like. NCBI's taxonomy places the organism in Eukaryota, Viridiplantae, Streptophyta, Magnoliopsida, Fabales, Fabaceae. The record is from RefSeq and is a predicted model, not a curated record.